AUGGAGGAAGCUUAUGGGCAGUGGGCGAUGUUAAUGGACCCCACGAUGACUCUGAAUAAUGUCACCAUGCGCCAGGGCACUGUGGGCAUGCAGCCACAGCAGCAGCGCUGGAGCAUCCCAGCCGAUGGCAGGCAUCUGAUGGUCCAGAAAGAGCCCCACCCAUACAACCAUCGCAACCACCACUCUGCCAACCCUGAGGACCACUGCCGGCGGAGCUGGUCCUCUGACUCUACAGACUCUGUCAUCUCCUCUGAGUCAGGGAACACCUACUACCGCGUGGUGCUCAUAGGGGAGCAGGGGGUAGGCAAGUCCACCCUGGCCAACAUCUUUGCAGGCGUGCACGACAGCCUGGACAGCGACUGCGAGGUGCUGGGAGAAGAUACAUAUGAGCGCACCCUGAUUGUUGACGGGGAAAGUGCCACAAUUAUACUGCUGGACAUGUGGGAAAAUAAGGGAGAGAAUGAAUGGCUCCAAGACCACUGCAUGCAAGUUGGGGAUGCCUACCUGAUUGUCUACUCCAUCACAGAUCGAGCGAGCUUUGAGAAGGCAUCUGAGUUGCGAAUACAGCUCCGCAGGGCCCGGCAGACAGAGGACAUUCCUAUCAUUUUAGUUGGCAACAAAAGUGACCUAGUUCGGUGCCGGGAGGUGUCUGUAUCAGAAGGGAGAGCAUGUGCUGUGGUGUUCGACUGCAAGUUCAUUGAGACCUCAGCAGCUGUCCAGCACAACGUGAAGGAGCUGUUCGAGGGCAUUGUGCGGCAGGUCCGCCUACGUAGGGACAGCAAGGAGAAAAAUGAGCGGCGGCUGGCGUACCAGAAACGGAGAGAGAGCAUCCCCAGGAAAGCUCGGCGCUUCUGGGGCAAGAUCGUGGCCAAAAACAACAAGAACAUGGCCUUCAAGCUCAAGUCCAAAUCUUGCCACGACCUCUCUGUGCUCUAGACACCAAGCAUCACCCAGAUGUCCUCCUGAUGGACAUCGUCAAAGGCCACUGGGACCAAUAAUCUAUAUUAGAUUGAAUACUUGAGUAUUGUUAGAUGUGGCUUCCCUCAAUGCAGCUGGGAAUGAAUAUGUUAGCCUCAUGGGCAACAAAAUGCAUGGGAAAUGAAAGAUCUUUGUAAACAAUUAGUAUUUAUUUAUCGAAAAAGGCUGACUUUGCUAAGUGGACACUUAAUGCUCAUUAUGGGACAUGUUUGGUGUUCACAUGUUUUUUUGUUUUUUUGCUCCUUUGGAUAGUAGAGAAUCAAAGCUUACAAAAGAAUGCCUAGAACAAGAGCUUUUCAUCACUAAAAUUUUGCCCAGUGUUCUUGCCAUUGGGUGAUAAACGAACAUGGGAACACUGAAAGGAUUUAUUCAAAGGAGGAGAACUGUCCAUGUACCUUAUCUCCAUGGAGCUAGAAUUGUAAGAACUGGGCUCAUCAUGGUCAUGACUAUCAAUGCUCCAUCAAACUGUGAAAAGAAAUGAUGGAUCUUGCUGGAAACUAAAGCUUAAGCUAACAAUUUUUGUGUAAUGCUUACAGAGAUUUGUGGUAUUGGGAACUAAUGUGUGUACCAUUUAUAGGUUCAAAACAUGUAUCUUAUGUGUCUUACAAUUUUUUAUUUAAGGGAAGGUUAUUUUCAACAAAUUCUACUUAGUAAAAUCACCUUUUGUGUUUCAUUGUUUUUGAAAUCAUGGAGCUAACAUAAAAAUAUUUUUAAAAUCUGAAUUAUUGAUAACCUGGAGUAUAAAAUGCCAAAUUUUUAAAUAGAAUCAAAGGCUAAAUUUUUAUAAAAUAUAUAAAAACUUCCAGUAUUUUGAGUUAGCCCUUGUAUGCUACAGCUCUGCUCUAUUUAUUAUUAUUUUGCAAAAUAACCAUUUUAACAUUUGAUAAAGCAUAUUUAUGAACAUAUUUCUUAAUAAGAAAAAUGUCCAUUUUAUUACCAUUUUCUAUCUUUUUCAAAAUAUACAAGUUUUUACCUUAUAUGUCUUAUAAUAAAAGAAAUAAAAUCUUUGAAAA
Molecule: messenger RNA, 1991 nt
Organism: Marmota flaviventris (yellow-bellied marmot)
Lineage: Eukaryota; Metazoa; Chordata; Mammalia; Rodentia; Sciuridae
Source: RefSeq, a predicted model, not a curated record